Messenger RNA from Mesoplodon densirostris (Blainville's beaked whale), 851 nucleotides. RefSeq names its product POP5 homolog, ribonuclease P/MRP subunit (gene POP5). Lineage: Eukaryota; Metazoa; Chordata; Mammalia; Artiodactyla; Ziphiidae. Gene Ontology annotation, molecular function: ribonuclease P RNA binding. The record is from RefSeq and is a predicted model, not a curated record. Gene Ontology annotation, biological process: tRNA 5'-leader removal. Gene Ontology annotation, cellular component: ribonuclease P complex. The transcript has 5 exons. The coding region runs from base 52 to 564 and encodes 170 amino acids.
AGAAAGCAGACAUCCGGUUUGCGGGUCCGGCUGCUAGAGGCGGAGGCCGAAAUGGUGCGGUUCAAGCACAGGUACCUGCUCUGUGAAGUGGUGUCUGACGACCCCCGCUGCCGCCUGAGUCUGGAGGACCGAGUGCUGGGCGGCCUGGUACGGGACACGAUCGCCCGCGUGCACGGGACUUUCGGCGCGGCCGCCUGCUCCAUCGGCUUCGCGGUGCGAUACCUCAAUGCCUAUACUGGAAUAGUGCUACUUCGAUGCAGGAAGGAAUUCUACCGGCUUGUGUGGUCAGCUCUUCCCUUCAUCACAUACUUGGAGAACAAAGGACACCAUUACCCGUGUUUUCUCAACACCUUACACGUGGGAGGUACAAUCAGAACAUGUCAGAAGUUCCUGAUUCAGUACAACAGGAGACAGCUGUUGAUCCUGUUGCAGAACUGCACUGAUGAAGGAGAACGAGAGGCUAUCCAGAAGUCUGUCACGAGAAGCUGUUUACUAGAGGAGGAGUCGGCUGGGGAGGAGCGUUCAGACAGUGGUGGUGAGGAGGCUGCUGAGGCAAUGGAGUGAAGCUCUGCAGACUGCCCUGUGCCCCAGCCUCAGGGCCCACUUGUUGGGACAGGACACUCUCGGAGGCAGCAGCAUCUCCUGUACUUCUCGAACUGGAUGGCUGCUGACCAGAGGCCGAGUGACCAGCUCAAAAUGGACUUACUUGCUUAAAACUAAUCGAAGUCACCUUUACCCAGCAUUGCCUGGUUAAGUGGUUCUGGAGGCUGUGAAGCCCCUGUAGUUAUAGACACCUUUGCAUCUAACUGCCUGGCUGAGAGCAGGUUUAAUAAAUGUAUUUGGCUUCUGUA